Molecule: messenger RNA, 5972 nt
Organism: Oppia nitens
Lineage: Eukaryota; Metazoa; Arthropoda; Arachnida; Sarcoptiformes; Oppiidae
Product: protein piccolo-like
Exons: 11
Coding region: 36-5927 (1963 amino acids)
Biological process (GO): protein localization to synapse; presynaptic active zone assembly
Cellular component (GO): GABA-ergic synapse; cytoskeleton of presynaptic active zone; glutamatergic synapse
Molecular function (GO): protein binding; structural constituent of presynaptic active zone
Source: RefSeq, a predicted model, not a curated record
GAGAAUUCGGUCAAUUCAGUGCUAAUCAGCCUAUAAUGUCUUCGAGUCUCAAUACAAGAACUAAUUCAACAAUGAGUGGAAUGAGUGGAAUGAGUGGAUUGGGUCCACUAUCUAAUUCAUUUCCCGGUGCCGUUAAUAAAUUGCCACAAUUUAGUAAACCUGGUACAGGACCAGUAGUGAAUAAACGACCAACUGGAUCUGAUACAAUGUCACCGGGUGGUGGACCGGGACCUCCAUUACCUGAUGUUGAUCUCAGUGGUCUAACUGAAGAGGAAAAAAUGAUGAUUCAAUCAGUAAUGGCUAGAGCUCAACAAGAAACGGGUGAACCCAUAUCUAUGUCUCCAAUGAAAGACAUAAAGUCUAAACCAACACAACCAUUCACGUCGGCACCGGUAUCAUCAACAAUGGUAUCGGUUCAACAACAACAACAAUUACCAAUGAUUUCAGGCCAGUCGGGUAUGGGAUCAAUGACUGGACAGUGGAAUCAACCAACUAUGCAACAAAACCAAAUGAUAUCGACACCACAAAACAUGCAAACAUCUCAAUCACGUGAUAUCAAUAAUCGCAAAAUGCCUCAAAUGUCUCAACCACUUCAACAACCACUUCAACAACCACUUCAACAACAACCGCAACAACAACCUCAACAACAACAACAGCUACAAUUCCAACAAAAUCAAUCGUUACAACAACAACAACAACAAUACCAACAACAACAACAAAAACCAUUUCAAUCACAACUAUCACUGGAAAAGGAAUAUCAACGACAGCUGAAUCAAGAAUCCGGAAUAAAACAAACGCAAAAUCAAUUUUAUUCACAAAAUACCGGAAGAAUUCAACCACAACCACCUGUAGAACAAAAUAAGAAUAAAUUUAAUCCAGAAUUAAGACAUGAUUUAGACUUAGACUAUAGACAACAAGAUAUUCAACAAUUUCAACCAUUAGAAUAUAAUCAAAAUACAUCAAAUAAUAUCAAUUAUCACAAUCAAGAUUUAAAACAAAUGGUUACAAAUUCACAGUCAGAUUACUUAAGUAGACAAACACAAAAUGAACAACAAGUUAGUCAACAACUACAACAACAUUAUCCAUCAAUAGAGAACAAGCCUUUAAUACAAGAAUCACAACAACAAUAUCUUCAACAAGAUAUUAGACAAAGUGAUUACGAUAAAGAUAAACAAUAUCAACAUUAUUCACAUCAACAGAUAUCACAACAACAGAUACCACAACAACAGAUACCACAACAACAGAUACCACAACAACAGAUACCACAACAACAGAUAUCACAACAACAGAUACCACAACAACAGAUACCACAACAACAGAUACCACAACAACAGAUAUCACAACAACAGAUACCACAACAACAGAUAUCACAACAACAUAUACCACAACAACAACCAAAACUUCAACAAAGUUUAAGUCAAGAAGACUAUCAAGAAUAUGAAAAUUAUCAAAAUAAUAACCAAAUUAGUGGUUAUAAUCAAUCACCAAAUAUUACCCAAAGUUAUCAAAGUAGUGAUAACUAUACGAAGUCUAAACCUAUUCAACAAAAUAGGAUUCAACCACAGCUUCCUACUGAGCAAAACAAGAAUCAAUUUCAUUCAGAUUUAAGACAUGAAAUGACACAAGAUUUGAGAAGUGAAAUGAGACAGGAUUUCAGACAAGAAAUCAAACAUCAACAGCAACAACAAGACGUUAGACAAGACAAAGAUACUAUAUAUCAAAAUAACAGACAACUAAUGACAGCUAAUAGAAGACCCGAUCCUUUGAAUCAACAAAUGCAGAAUUUACAAGAAUUUUCAAAUGAGAUUAAACAACAAUAUUCUUCAUUAGACAGCAAGACUUUACAGCAACAACAACAACAAAAGUAUCACCAACAACAAGACACAAGUGGUUAUGGACGCCAUCAGGAUAUGAGGGAAUGCGAAUCAGAUCAACAUUAUCAACAAUAUCCGCAACAAAAGAUAUCACAACAACAACAGCAAAACUUUAGUCAAAAGGAGUAUCAGGACUACCAAAAUACUAAACAAUUAAAAAGUGGUUGCAAUCAGACUUACGAUGGAUACCAAGAUUACCAGUCAUCAAAUGCGUCUUCUAUUACAACGCCGCCGACAUCAAUGGCCACAAACAGUCUUAGAGAUAUGAGAUAUCAAGACAUGGGAUCACCUACUCAUAAAAUUGGAGGAAUAACAUCAUCGUCAUCAUCGAUGGCUCAAAUUCCAAGAACAGUGCCAUUACAUACAGUAACUCAACAGUUAGCUACAUCUUCAUCGGCAUCAUCGCCGCCAUCCAACAGUUCUUCAUUUCCUAAACAUAAACCAAUUGCAAGUCAACAGCAAUUAUUCGCUCAAACAUUACAACCAAAGAAAACACCGCCGCAAGUGCUCGAAUGCUGGUCUCCGCCCACCGAUUUGUCACCAAUUAUGGAUGUCUCGCCAUCGAUAGAGGCCGCAGAACAAGAGAUUAUGGAAAAAAUUAAAUCAAAUGAAGAAUCGUUAUCAUCAAUUAUGCCAAACAUUCCUCGCGCCACAAGUGGUACCAUAACUGAAAUAAUUGCCGAUUUUAACAAAGCUAUGGAAGCGUUAGGAACGGAGUCACCUACUGAUGACUACCAGACAUCAUCUGUUGGAAAGCAGUUGGAUCUUAAAAGACAACAAAAUCAGAGCUCAGUUCCAAAAGUUCCCAAACAACAGACAAGCGAUAAAUUACAGAAUUCUUUUCAAAAGAAAUCAAUGGACAACACAUCGGGUCCGCAGCCUAUAAUAGUAAUGACUUCCGGACCAAACCAAUCGACAAUUCCUUUACAGUUACAAUUGAAUCCUCAAGCAAUGCUCACAAAUCAAGCUCUUCUUCCAAGUCCUCAAGUAGAACAACAGCUACAACAACAACAAACUCUUAUACAACAACAACAGCAGUUUCUUCAGAUACAGAUUGAACAACAAAAACUACAAAAACAAAUGACAGAACAGUUGUCAUUAAGACAACAACAACAGCAUCAAACACAACAACAAAUUGAAAAACAACACAAAAUGCAAAAAGAAGUAGCAGUUCAGUCAACUCCACCAUCGGUUCCCUUUAAUUAUAAACAGGAAGUCAUUAAACAAGACAAGCAAGUGUCCACUUCUACUCCACCUUCAGUUUCGUCAACUCCCACAUCGGGACCUAAUAAACAAAUGGUCACUACAGCCACUGUCGUCAUUACAAGAAAUAUUAAUACAUUGCCGACAAAUAAUAUUAUUGGUGGUAGUGGUGGUGCAGCUAAUACACGAAAGGCAUUACACCGACGAUUACCACAUCCAACGACUGAAGAGAUGCAAUCGGCUGUCCAAACAUUGGCCGCCGCACAUAAUGCCCACUCCCGUCCAUCGCCGGCUGUCUCAUCAACAGCGAUGGUGUCAAUACAACGACCAGUUUCACCACUAAUGCCUCGUAAAACACAAUCUAGUGUUAUAUCAUCACAGAUAAUACUAAAUCCGAGCACAAGACGAACAAACCUGUCGACAGCAACAGUGCCGACGACAGCGACAACAACAUUGGUAUCAUCGGCUGUAUUGCCGUCCACUUCAUUGUAUGAUCGCAUUAGUCCAUCGCCUUAUAGUUUGGGAACACAAACGGUAUUGCGAUCGCAUACUCCUAUCUCAUCGGCAAUCGAAGUGUCAGACUCUCAAAGCGAUCCGUCUGGAGAUAGAGGCAAACGAAGAAAGUUACCGUCCGUUCCCUUUGAUGAAGAGCCUGUCUCUCCUGUAAUGGCAACGAGAAAACUUAUUAAAGAAAGAUUGGCCGGUCGAGCAGCAAUCUCUUCCACAUCUGUAUCAACGAAACGCAUACCACCACUGCGGCCCUCGUCAUCACUCGAUGGAGCCGUUGUUAACCUGACGACAUCACAUAGGCCUCAAUCGCCUUUCUCUUCCACGUCAGAUAUAACCCAAUUUUUAGCUUCAACUUAUGGUCAAUCAGUGCUCAAGAGUACUAUUGGCAAUAUUAGAUCUCCAGCACCAUCACCAAUACCUCCCGGAGAAUCACAGAUUGGUCAUCAAUUGCAAACAUCUGCUUCAGCUUCUUCGUUAACAUCUCCAACACGAUUCCCUUCAUAUGUAAAAUCACUGAAACAACAGUUAUAUGACGAGUUGAAGAUGGCUUCCGAAGAGAAACAACGAUUAAUGAGUCUUCGAGACAGAGAUAAGGACUUUUACCGCCGCUCUGAAACUGAUUUGCAACAUCUCUUUGAUAUUUAUUCAUCGCCUGUCCGUCGAAGACGAGGUAGAUAUAAGACAAGAACUGCUUCAGAAUCUCGUAUUUAUAGAUCAGUUUCGCCGACGUGGCGACAAAAUAUGCCGUUCAAGUCAUAUGAAUUUGAGUCAUUACAUCCAACAAGAAGUGGUUUUGAUCUAAACAAUAGACCUCAGAGAGCAUUGUCAUCAAUGGGUCUCUAUUCAGAUACAGAUUUUGGUCUCAGAGAAUCAGUUAUACCUAAUAUGAUGGAUGUCAACGAUAAUAACAUAUAUUUGGCUUCAAAUAUGUUGGGUUCAAGAUUUGGUCGAAGAAGAAGUGAAGGUUCGGCGGAAAUGCUAUCGCGUAUAGGCUAUGGAUUAGAUCCUUAUGGAAGAAGUACUUCUAAGUAUUAUUACGAUGAUAUGAUAGAACAGAGAAGAAGAGUUGGCUUAAGAGGUGGCACUCGUUCAUGGAAUCCAUCGCCAUAUGUAUCUGAGGAUGAAGACGACCACUUGACUCGUGAAGAAAAAGCAGCCAAAGUUAGGGCUGAAAUUAAGCGCAGAAGACAACAAAUGGCUGAUUCUGGUAGACUUUUUCGCCACUCAUUUGAUGGAAGUGGACUCGAUUAUGGACAAGUAGAUGACAUUUAUGGUCCAAAUGCUUUUAUAGAUGAUUAUUACAACUAUAAUCCGACUGUCCAUUCAACACCAAAAGACUAUUAUAAUGGAAGGCUUAGACCUAAUUACUCGCAACCAUCUCUUCAUUCAAGUGAUAGAUAUGAAGAUUAUCGAUAUCCCAAUUAUGACCCGAGACUUAUUGACCCCAGACUUGUCAAUACAAAUGCUUUUAAAAAUAGAAAUAUGAAUUCACGUAAUGCAGCACUUCUUCGACGACCAAACUUUGCUCAUCCAGACAUCGCUUCUUUGAUGUCAGAGUCGGACACUCCCAGCGAGUGUUUAGACCCUAUGCUGAACACUCCUGCAAUGCCUAUUUUACCAGAUAUGCCUACCAGAUCACGAAAAUUAAUUGAAGAUUUAGGUAGUUCUCCAAUUAUGGGUGGACAGGGAGCAAGAGAUGAAAGAGGUUAUCGAUCAGCUUAUAGCCAUUUAGACCACCAUAUGAUGAGAGGAUCGCCUAAGAAAACACAAUUCGCACCGAACACAACGAAAUAUCCCAAAUACCCGUUUCCAGUAAAACGAAUACUUCUAACUCAAGAUCCAAAGAUACGGUCAGUUAGUGGGAAUGGAUUGGGAUUAAAGGUAAUCGGAGGUCAGGAAAUACCCGGCAGUAAUAUGAUUGGAGCAUACAUUCAAAAAAUACAUCCAAGUCUUACAAUGAUGGGAGAGAUUAGAGAAGGAAUGCAAGUAAUAGAGUGGAACGGUAUCCCAUUGACGGGUAUAUCUCAUGAUGAAGUGUCCAGAAUCAUCAAUACACAAGUAGGCGAUGAAAUCGAGGUCGUUAUUAGGACAGACAUCAAUAUGAUGCCCAACAAUCAGUAUCAACAAUAUGAACAACAGCCUCCAUCCUAUCCUCAAGUCAUACUACAACAUAAUCACCCCAUUGACGAAACUCAUCAGCAAAUGAUGGCCAGUAAUCAACACCACCAGCAACAGCAUCAUCAACAACAACAGCAACACCACCAACAACAACAACAAUAUCAGCAUCAAUAUCAACUACAACAACAACAACAUUCACAGCAAUACCAUUUACAGAUAUAAAAAUAGCAAAUUUUUACUGUAUAUGGCAUAUAAGCCACACUUAAU